AUGAGGAAUCCAAGUGGUUCUUCUGAACAAGAUAUUAUGAACGAAGCGAAAGAGCUGUUAAAACUUGACGGAUCCUAUAAGAAUGGUUUCAAGUUUGAUCAUGUCUGGGACAUCUUGAAAGACUCCGAGAGUUUAUCAAAUGUCACUGCAUCAACUCAGUAUCAACGACAAAGUCCUUAUCAAUCACCUUCUUCCGGUCCUGGUUCAUCGUCUGUGAUAGAUGCCGGUUUACCGUCAUUGACUAUUGACGACGUAGAAGAUUUUGGUACCGACAGAAAGAGCAAAAAAAAUUCAAAAAGCAGAGGAUUAAGAAUCAAAAGCUCUGCCGAUUACAAUGGAGAAGAAGACGAUGAUCGCAGCGGCAGCAUUAAUCCUGCUUCUAAUUGUAUCUUCGAAUGA
Molecule: messenger RNA, 399 nt
Organism: Cynara cardunculus var. scolymus (artichoke)
Lineage: Eukaryota; Viridiplantae; Streptophyta; Magnoliopsida; Asterales; Asteraceae
Exons: 3
Coding region: 1-399 (132 amino acids)
Source: RefSeq, a predicted model, not a curated record